This is a messenger RNA of Eruca vesicaria subsp. sativa (arugula), 510 nucleotides long. Lineage: Eukaryota; Viridiplantae; Streptophyta; Magnoliopsida; Brassicales; Brassicaceae. The record is from the annotation of a GenBank genome assembly.
AUGACACUGUUGAAGUAUUUACCGGUAAGAGUGGUUGAUAUAUUGGUGAUGAUGAUGGUUAAGACAAGAUUUUUUUUGUAUGGAGAUCCCUCCAAGUAUGGACUCCUCCGACCAAAACAAGGUCCUUUUUCCACAAAACUCUUUACAGGCAAAACUCCAGUAAUCGAUGUGGGAACUGUCCACAAGAUUCGUGAAGGAAAGAUUCAGGUUAUCAAUGGUGGCAUAGAAAGCAUCGAAGGCAAGACAUUGACGUUUGAAAAUGGACUGAAACAAGAUUUUGAUGCCAUUGUGUUUGCUACUGGUUACACAAGCUCCGUAUGCAACUGGUUAAAGAACUAUGAGUACGUGAUGAAGGACGAUGGCUUCCCUAAAAACCCAAUGCCGAAGCAUUGGAAAGGCGAGAAUAAUCUUUAUUGUGUUGGAUUUUCAAGAAAAGGGAUCGCUGGAGCCGCUCAAGAUGCUAUGUCCGUCGCCCAGGACAUCAAUUCUAUCUUGGCAGCUACUAGAUGA